Molecule: messenger RNA, 792 nt
Organism: Aspergillus vadensis CBS 113365
Lineage: Eukaryota; Fungi; Ascomycota; Eurotiomycetes; Eurotiales; Aspergillaceae
Exons: 2
Coding region: 1-792 (263 amino acids)
Source: RefSeq, a predicted model, not a curated record
AUGACCGCCGCAAGUCUGCGCCGCUGGCCGCUCAGCCGCACUGGCCAUUGCGUCAUUGAUCCCCUCGUGUCUUGGGCUUCAAUUUCCUCCUCAUCUUUUGCUCGCCCCUCUUCCAUUCAGCUCCAACAAUCAGUCCAGAUUACUCCAUCAUAUCACCAGCACCGCUGUCAUCAAUAUUCAUCUCGAUCCCAUAUCCAACGCAGUCCCUACAUUCUCUCCAAAAUCACAAGACCAGCAUCCAACUUCAACACCAUCACCAUCAUCACCCCCCCUCCCACCCGCACCAUGUCUUCCGACAACGACUACAUGUCUUUCCUGAACAAGGCCAACGCAGACCUCAAUGCCAGCCAAUUCCAGCCCCAGCGAGACAACACUUCUUCCACCCCACGCACCCAAACCAUCCACACCAACGUCCGCGUCCCCACGCCCCUCACCUCCGUCGAUACCUUCUACGUCUCCGAAACAGAUGAGCCGUUUGAACCCGUUGCCCUGAAAUGGCCUGAUGCGGGGCGGGGAAUCUGGCCCGAUGCAGCUGCUCUCUCCAACCUCGUUUCUCCCGACGCGGACCUCUCUAACUCCAUUGAGACAUUGACAUUCUCGACAUUUGACCCGAAGAAUCAGUACGCCGGGGUAGUGAGGGCAGUCCGGGCUGCCGUGGGGGAUGAGGAUGGCGCGGCUGUCAAGGUCUAUCGGGUUGAGGUGGCCAGGUCGAGAGUGGAGUACUUUGUUUUGGCGCUGGAUGGGACCGAGGGGUUGGUUGUUGGGUUGAGGGCUAAGGCUAUUGAGACUUAG